AUGGCCAACACCUCCAGCCUUCCCACUCUCCCCAUGGCUAUGGACCACGAGCCAUCCGAUUAUAGCUACAUGUCGGACUCUUCCAGUAUUUCUGAUUUGAGCUCGCCUCCCGACUCUCCGCAGCCGCCACCAGAGUGCUAUCCCACACCACCGCCAACGCAGGACGACCAGGAGGAACGCGCCCGAGCUACGUCGAGCCAAGACGAGCCCGCCAAGAAAAAAAGGCGCGUGGGCCCACCGCCGCGGUCGACGCAACAUCUGGACUUGACCAAUCCGGAAAGGCUUCCCUAUGCCGACCAGUUGCCUCAGAUCAAGCUGCUUACCAAAACCCUACGAGAGCACCGCAAGAUUGUUGUUAUUGCUGGUGCUGGUAUUUCAACGUCUGCUGGCAUCCCCGACUUCCGCUCCGCAGAUGGUCUCUUCAAGUCCGUUCAGAAGAAACACAACCUAAAAGCAUCCGGCAAGCUGCUAUUCGAUGCCGCUGUCUACCGUGAUGAUUCACUCACUGCCUCCUUCCAUGAGAUGGUGCGAACCCUCUCACAGGAAGCUGCCGACACAAAACCCACAGCCUUUCACCACAUGCUAGCCAGAAUGGCUCAGGACAACCGCUUGGCGCGUCUUUAUACUCAAAAUAUCGACUGUAUUGAGACUUCAUUACAACCCUUGAUCACCCAGGUUCCUCUGCCUCCGAAGGCUCCCUGGCCGACUUGCAUCCAGCUUCAUGGAAGCCUCGAUAAGAUGGUCUGCCAGAAAUGUCGCCAUCUCGCCCAAUUCGAUAGAGACUUGUUUGACGGUCCUGAAGCUCCUGCUUGYCCCGCCUGUACCGAAACAGAUGAAUUGCGCACGACCACAGGCCAGCGCAGUCACGGUGUAGGCAAGAUGCGUCCGCGCAUUGUACUGUACAAUGAACACAACCCCGACGAAGAAGCGAUCGCUGCUGUGAUGAACUCGGAUAUUCGAUCUCGCCCAGAUACCGUGAUUGUUGUCGGAACCAGUUUGAAGAUACCCGGCGUGCGACGUCUUGUCAAGAGCUUGUGCAAGGUUGUCCGUGCCAAGCCCAAAGGCAUCGCUAUGUGGAUCAACAACGAGCCCCCGGUCGGAAAGGAGUUUGAAGACUGUUGGGAUUUGGUUGUAAAAGGAAAUUGCGAGGAAGUCGCACGAUUGGCCGGACUAAAGCAAUGGAAUGAUAACACUCCUCAGAUCUUUGACGAGUGCAAUGACUUGGACGUCGAACGGGUCAAGAGGGAGCAAUCUGUCUCUGUUGUCGUUAAUACACCGAAAAAGGUCCGAAAAACGGAUGCUGGCGUGCUUACACCGGUUUCGAACAAUGACGAAAGUGGUGACGAGCUUCCACACAAGAAUUCGAAACAACCCCUCGCCAAUCCUGCAAGCAGAGGAAGGACUGUUAUGGAAGCUUUAAUUGCCAGCAAGUCUAAUAACAAGAAGAAACCGGCACCCAAACAACAGGUACCCAAGAAACUUGUAGCAAGUGCGCCCAAGAAGAAGGGCCCUACCAAAGAGCAAUCAGCGAAGAUUACCAAUUAUUCUAUGGUCACUAAAGGCAACAAGGGCAGCAAGGUCGGAAAGGGUGGAAAGGCCAUGAAGCCGUUGCCCGCGAACUCCAUACUUUUUCCGGGUCUAGUCGAUCCGAAAGGUCAAGAGACCAUAUCUCCUGAGAGUAUACCGAAAGAUAUGGAGGCUCUCAUCAGUUGA
Molecule: messenger RNA, 1713 nt
Organism: Talaromyces amestolkiae
Lineage: Eukaryota; Fungi; Ascomycota; Eurotiomycetes; Eurotiales; Trichocomaceae
Exons: 2
Coding region: 1-1713 (570 amino acids)
Biological process (GO): negative regulation of transcription by RNA polymerase II; regulation of DNA repair; replication-born double-strand break repair via sister chromatid exchange
Cellular component (GO): mating-type region heterochromatin
Molecular function (GO): histone deacetylase activity, NAD-dependent; NAD+ binding
Source: RefSeq, a predicted model, not a curated record